Messenger RNA from Alternaria arborescens, 504 nucleotides. RefSeq lists its product as hypothetical. NCBI's taxonomy places the organism in Eukaryota, Fungi, Ascomycota, Dothideomycetes, Pleosporales, Pleosporaceae. The record is from RefSeq and is a predicted model, not a curated record. Bases 1 to 504 code for a protein of 167 amino acids. The transcript has 2 exons.
AUGUAUACCCGAACAAUAUUCCUCAUGGCGUCAUUGGCCCUACCCAUGUUUGCCGCGCCCGUACCAACAAUUCAUGAAGUAAACAAGAGAGAUGUCAAUAUCGAACAACGGGAUAGCUUCUCUUUGCUCGACUCGUUGCGGGACGUUGUGAAAAGAUAUCCUAUCAUCGAAGCCAUACCAUCCGAUGUGACAUUCGAUGUCGAACACAAGCGUGACGGAGCGGACAUCGGAAUCAGUGCUGAGGACGAUGUGGCAGAAGAUGACGUAGUGGAAGGUGAUGAAGCGGAGCUGUAUGAGAGGGGCAUAACUCGCCACAAGGGUAAUGGCAAGCGAGGAAUUACCAAACCCAGUGGCAACGGCCGAAGAGGAAUCACCAAACCCAGUGGUAAUGGCCGAAGAGGAAUCACCCGUACCAAGGGAAACGGAAAGAGGGGGAUCACCCGAACCAAGGGUAACGGCAAACGGAGCCUCGUCGCGAGGGCUUUGGAAUACAUUCUUGGUUGA